Messenger RNA from Schistocerca cancellata (South American locust), 1368 nucleotides. RefSeq names its product ankyrin repeat domain-containing protein 7-like. Bases 1 to 1368 code for a protein of 455 amino acids. The record is from RefSeq and is a predicted model, not a curated record. Lineage: Eukaryota; Metazoa; Arthropoda; Insecta; Orthoptera; Acrididae. The transcript has 7 exons. Gene Ontology annotation, molecular function: protein binding.
AUGAGGUUUAGGGGAGUAUUGAUUUUCUUUGUGGGCAGUGUAGUAUGUUACCUGCGCAUCUCCGAACUUGACAAGUUUGACCGUAUGAUGAAGAAAGUGUUGAAGUUUGUUAAAGGCAAAAAAGAUGAAAGAAAGGAUUACGCACCUUCUAAUGUCGGCUUCAGUACCAGUGACCAAUACGCCAAACUACCGGUUUCCAGACCCACAGAAGAAGCGUCAACAACAAUAGAGCAUGCAUGCGGAUAUAGUGUAGAUAUAAACGGAAAGGACAAAAGCCUUACAAAAUUGCAUAAGGUAACAUGGCAAGGAAACCUGGAGAAAGUCAAAGCAGCAGUUAAAAAAACAGACAUUGACAUCCGUGACCGUUCAAACAGAACAGCAUUGCAUUUGGCUGCAGCAAGAGGUCAUGCAAAUGUUGUGUACUUUCUCGUAAAUAACAAAGCAAACGUUAACAUUCGAGACAGUGAUGGAAAAGUUCCUUUGUUGAAGGCAGUGGAAAGUGGCAACAAAGAGACAGUCCAUAUUUUACUGGAAAAUGGAGUUGACUUAAAUCCAGUUGAUUAUAGUGGCAACUCAACCUUGCAUAUAACUGCCAGAAAAGGAUUUUACGACAUCUCUUCAAUGUUGUUGGAGAAAGGAGUCAACACUGAAGUUUCAAAUAAUGUGGGUGAAUUUCCUCUCCAUCUUGCAACACAAGCUGAACAUAAUGAACUUGUUGAGCUACUUCUUAGAUAUGGAGCAUCUGUCAAUGUUGUUGACUCUAAUAAUAGAAGUCCCCUGAUGCUUGCAGCAAGGAAUGGAAACAUGACCUUAGUUAGGCUUUUUCUGGAUUAUGGAGCUCAGAGAUGUCUGACAGAUGGAAAUAACAUGACAGCAGAGGAUUAUGCUGUUUUGGAAGGGUAUCAUGAAUUGGCAACUGAACUGAAGAAAUCAGCAACUCAUAAUACACUCUCACCAUAUGGUAAUACAGGAGAAAACAAAAAAAAUAUACAGAGAAUCACAGAGAGGUCAGCUUCUUUGGAGCCUCUAUCGAAAGUAUCUGCAAUAGCAGUGGAAAGGUGCACCACAUUCAAAGAUGAUGGAACAGAGACUCAUGAAGCUCAUAACAUCUUGAAUGAAAACAAACUGCAAGAAUUGUGUGAUAAGUCACAAAGCCCAUCUUUGGAACUUCAGGAAUUUGUGCAGCCAUCUGAUGAUGAAAUAAGUGAAGAGAGUGGCAAAGAUUUAAGAGCAACUGAGAGACGUGAGGAGGAUUCUCCCAGGUCCUGCAUUAUUCCACCACCCUGUAAGCCACCUCGUAGCUGGGAUUUCAUACAGUCUGGUGUCAUGGAUGACCACAAUUUUAUCUUGCCUACCAUUGUGGGAUAA